GACGCGAGAAAUCGUGAAUGUCAACAAAUAAAAGUUUUAUCCGUCUUCGCUGAUUCAUGUCUCAUUAGUGUAAACAAAUAAAUACUAGUUCGUAUCGUUAGUAGUCUUUAUAUUAUUCACUCACAGUUCGCACUUACUGUUCGACUAUGACGGCGUAUUGACGGUUGCAACAUGAAUAAUCAUAAUAAUUAUUUUGUUAUCGUUUUGUUAUUGUUUUCAUCUUGUUUGUGUGAAAUCAUUAAUCUUAGUAAUAAUCAGAGAGAAAAGUUUUUGACUGGCUUCGUAGAGCAUUAUAAUAGUUUGCCUAAUCAAAUUUACCAGUCCAAUGAGGGAAUUUUGCGGAGUGUUCAGCAAGUGGAUGACAUCACGUUUAUAAUAGUAGCCGAAAUUAAGGCUACUGAGAUACGUGAUGUUGAAGCGUUCAAGAAGUUAGAAUGUACUGCAACAGUACAAGAGUCUGGGGAUGAUGAUGUCACCGUUAUCAACCAUGUGUGCCAAGAGCUGGUACCAAGUACCACUCCAGAGAGCACAGAGGACUACAGGGAUACUGAGACCCAGGUGGAGGUGACAGAAGGCACUGUUACCAGUAGACAUGUCCAGCUUGAAAAUGAAGUACAGUCAGACACAGCUGUAACAUCAGGUGAACAGUUUAUAGCGAUACCUCGGGAUCAACCAAGCUCUCCUUGCGUUGGAUGCACCUCGCAUGUCAAUCCGCAGGCUCCGGGGGUCAGCGACCUCGCAGCCCUAGGAGUUAGGCAUCUCGACUUACACGAACCUUCAGUCAAUCACAGCUUGGAUACUGUUAUAGAUGUAGAAAGACAAGUUCAAGUAGUCAACGGUGUGCGGUACAUAUUAACUCUAUUGAUUAAUUCUAACAACUGUACUGAUGAACAAACCGAGAAUUGUAACUUCCCUAAAACCUGUAAGGUAACGAUUUUAGUUAAGCCCUGGAUUAAAUUACCUAACGGCCAAAACCACAGAUCUAUCUUAGCUAAUAAUUGCACAGAACCUUGGCUGUACGGUAGUGAUGGUGAGGUUUUACCUGAACCAUCUGGUGAUGAUAUACAGGUUAGGCAUCAUACAGAUGUCCAAUCCGUGCCGAAUCAAGAACGGACUCUUACUGAACAGGAAUUACUAUCUAUACAAGAACAGAUAAUUCCCAAUUCUGAAUUCAAAGAACCAACGGAACCAACUAGGAGUUUUGACGCAACAUCUAAUACUUUAGACGUAAGCAAACAACACGUUUUCAAAGUCGAAUCUAAUAAACAAACUGAAAACUCGGUACCCGUUACUGAAUCCGAAAAAAAAGAACAACAAUCUUUUAACAUAAAUCUCGAUACAGAUAAAAAGAAAGCUAUAGAUGAUAUGUUGGAUUUUUUCGACUUUUCUGGUUUUAAACCUAAAACUGAAACUGAAGAUGUUAUCUCAAGAGUAAGAAGAAGUUACGAUGACGACCUACAAGUGCUCUCGCUUGCGAAAGAUUACCAUGGGAUUAAAAACAGCAUAGAAAAUGCACGUUUCAUGUAUGAAAUGGCGCAAGUUAUGGUUGACUACUUGAAUGAAAUGGACAUGGAGGUUAAAAAUAGAGCCGUAAAAGAUGUCGUUAAAGCUGAAGAUGAGACGGAAAACCUUCAACGUUUCGUAUACAUACAAGCUCGUGUUACGAUACCAUGUGAUAAGGUUGAAUGUAGGCCUACAGAUGUCGUGACCCAAAUUUGUAACGGUGUUAUAGAUAGUACGAACGUAAAUAGUCCUCAGAUACUAAAUACGUUUUGUUACAAUGAGAACAAAGAGAGAGAUUUUAGAGAAGUCGUUAGAGAAGUACCACUUGAUGACCCUAUUCUGAAAAAUUUGGCUGAAGAAGCAUUAAAAAAAAUUGAAACCGAAUCAAAAUCAAAACAUGCCAUGAAAAUAAGCAAAAUCGUUUCAGCUAACACACAACUAACAUCAGGCACUUUGACAAAAUUUUCAGUUAUAAUUGAGAAUAUAAACUGUGAGAAAAGUGUACCACUGUUAUUACGAAUGAAUUGCACAGUUUUACAACAACCAGGCUCAAAAAUUUGCGAAGUAAUUGUUCACGAGAGACGCUGGCUUAAUGAACGAAAAAUAUCGUAUACUUGCACAGAUAGACCAGUUGAAAUGAGAAUAUCAAAAUCGACAUCAAUUACAAACAAUGUAACAGUAGAUGAUCCAAAAGUUGUUGAAAUGUUGCAAGAAGCCAUUCAAUAUUUGGAAACUCAAUCUGUCAAGAAUAACAAACAAAAGAUUGUUAAUAUUAAUUCUAUAUCAUCACAAAUAAUCGCUGGAUUUUUGACUAAAAUAGAAUUUGUCGUAGGUUAUACGAAUUGCACAGAUGAAAGUAAAACUAGAGAUAAUGCGUUUCAAAAGUGUGAAGUGCUCAAAGAUGAAGCCCUUCGUUUAUGCAAAGCCCAAAUUUGGGACAGGUCUUGGAUUAUGGAUGGAAGACAAGUUGAAGUGUCAUGUGAUGAUGUUUUGAAAAGUAAUGAAGUUCAAAGUGCAAGAAACAAAAGAUCUAUUGACUCCAUCGGAGGAUCGGUUCGACGAAGUGGAAGCAAAGAAAAUCAAAUUGAUUAUAAAAAAGUCGCAGAAGACGCUUUGCAGAAGUUUAUGUUAACAUCAGCCAACCGCCAACAUUAUGUAGUUUUAAAAGUUGAGAAAGUGAAGACUCAAGAUGAACCUGGAAAAUUAACCAGAUUAUUUUUUUCCAUCUCACCUACAAAUUGUUUUAUUCAACGCGAUGGGCUAUUGUCAUCGCCCAAAUGUGAUGUAACAAACCCUAAAAUUACAUUCCACUGCAGUUCCAAAGUGUUGCUAAACGUUUGGAUUGACAAAAAUCAGUAUUUUACAGAUUGUAACAUCCAAGACAAUGAAGAGAACAGGAAUUCUGAUGAAAUAAAGGAACGGAAUCUAAGCAAAAAAUAUUAUCAACUGGCCGAGGAGUCAUUGAAAAAAUAUAUGCAAAAUACUGAACAUACUCAAAAUCAUAAAGUGGUACGACUGGAAAAAGUAACUACGCAAAUUGUUUCUGGACUACUGACAAAUAUUGACUUCAUUAUAUCCCCGAUAACCCAAGAUGGCAUUAGUAACAAAACAAUAAAAUGUCACUCUAAAAUAUUGGAAAAGCAAUGGUUAGGCAAAAAAGAUUUUAACGUGUCUUGUCAGUUGAAAUAUCAAAAGGAAAAUCAAAAGAAAAAUUUGAAGAAUCCCAAAUAUAUGCAAAUGGCUGUAGAAGCCUUAGAGAAAUAUAUUCAAAACAAACCUGAAUCUGAUCUAUUACGUGUAACUUUUGUAGAUAAGGUAGAAGAAGGCGAAGGAAAAUCAUUUAAUAUAAGAUUUAUGGCGUCCCAUAACGAAGAUGACGAUGGCGAUACACUUUGUUAUGUUCAAUUCCCCGAAACACAAAUACCUAAAAAGAAUAUGAAUGUAGAAUGCCAUUCUAUUGGCACAGUACUUAAACAAAUUCAAAUUACAGAAGAUGAUCCUAAAUUCAUCAAGUAUGUACAAUGGGCAGAAGAAUCACUCAAUGAUUAUCUUCAAAACAUGAAUAGUUCUCAACUGUAUACAAUUGUUAGAAUAGAAAGUGUGAACGUGCUGUGGGAUGAUAGCGUUAAAACUCUUAUCAAUUUUAUAAUAUCACCAAUCGAUCUUGAGUAUAGUGCAUUACAAGGAAAAAUUUGUCAAGCCGAAAUAAAAGAACAGCCCUGGUUAAAUAAAAAAAGCAAAAACGUUAAAUGCGAACCAGAUGAAGAAUUGUAUAGGGCAAAAAGACAGGUGCCCGGAGGAGAAACAGAAAAAGAUCCCAAGGACCCCGCUUAUAUGGAGUUAGCAAAACAAUCCUUACGUAAAUAUUUAUUAGAGAACCCACGUAUCACGCAGGCCUCCGAAGUAGACCCUGUUGUUGAGAGAGUGACUACGCAAGUCGUCGCUGGCUCUAUGACUCGCAUUGACUUUCACUUCCAGGCAUCGGGUACAGAUUCGCAACAAGAUCAUGUUACUAUGAAGUGCCAUGCAGAAGUCUGGGAACGAAAAUGGCUAAAUUCUAAAGAAAUUACUGUUACAUGUUUCGAAGUCAAAGCGAAGGUACGCAGAGAUCUGUCCGGAGAAAUAACAGAACAGGAUCCCAAAAACCCUCAUUACAUGGAUUUAGCAGAACAAUCUCUGCGUAAAUAUUUAUUAGACAACCCACAAGGCACCCCGGCCCUCGAAGUUGCUCUGGUAGAAAAAGUUACUACGCAGGGCAAGUCCGGUUCCCUGACUCGUAUUGAUUUUCUCGUUUUGAGCAGAAAUGAUCCUAUUACAAUGUUCUGUAAUUCUGAGGUUUCGGAACAACCUUCGCUUAAUAAAGUGGAUAUUAAAGUGUCGUGUCCCAAAAUCUUCAAGACGUCACUAGCCGGUGGUCUAACGUUACAGGAUCCGUCGAAACCCGAGUAUAAAUUGCUGGCGGUGGAGUCCUUGCAAAAAUAUGUUCGGGAAAGCGAAUAUACUGAUGUUUACGAAGUGACAAGUGUCGACAAGGUGACUUCGCAAGUCGUAGCCGGCUCGCUGACCCGCAUCAAUUUUCAAGCAACCAGUAGCCAAACCGGUAAAGCAAUGAAGUGUCACUCAGCGAUUGUGGAGCAACCGUGGCUAAACGUCAAAAAUGUCAAUGUUUCUUGUUAUAAAGCCGACCAGAGGCAACGCAGAAGUUUGCCCGGAGGAGAAACAGAAAAAGAUCCCAAAGACCCUGCUUAUAUGGAGUUAGCAAAACAAUCCUUACGUAAAUAUUUAUUAGAGAACCCACGUAUCACGCAGGCCUCCGAAGUAGACCCUGUUGUUGAGAGAGUGACUACGCAAGUCGUCGCUGGCUCUAUGACUCGCAUUGACUUUCACUUCCAGGCAUCGGGUACAGAUUCGCAACAAGAUCAUGUUACUAUGAAGUGCCAUGCAGAAGUCUGGGAACGAAAAUGGCUAAAUUCUAAAGAAAUUACUGUUUCAUGUUCCGAAGUCAAAGCGAAGGUACGCAGAGAUCUGUCCGGAGAAAUAACAGAACAGGAUCCCAAAAACCCUCAUUACAUGGAUUUAGCAGAACAAUCUCUGCGUAAAUAUUUAUUAGACAACCCACAAGGCACCCCGGCCCUCGAAGUUGCUCUGGUAGAAAAAGUUACUACGCAGGGAAAAUCCGGUUCCCCAACUCGUAUUGAUUUUCUCGUUUUGAGCAGAAAUGAUCCUAUUACAAUGUUCUGUAAUUCUGAGGUUUCGGAACAACCUUCGCUUAAUAAAGUGGAUAUUAAAGUGUCGUGUCCCAAAAUCUUCAAGACGUCACUAGCCGGUGGUCUAACGUUACAGGAUCCGUCGAAACCCGAGUAUAAAUUGCUGGCGGUGGAGUCCUUGCAAAAAUAUGUUCGGGAAAGCGAAUAUACUGAUGUUUACGAAGUGACAAGUGUCGACAAGGUGACUUCGCAAGUCGUAGCCGGCUCGCUGACCCGCAUCAAUUUUCAAGCAACCAGUAGCCAAACCGGUAAAGCAAUGAAGUGUCACUCAGCGAUUGUGGAGCAACCGUGGCUAAACGUCAAAAUGUCAAUGUUUCUUGUUAUAAAGCCGACCAGAGGCAACGCAGAAGUUUGCCCGGAGGAGAAACAGAAAAAGAUCCCAAAGACCCUGCUUAUAUGGAGUUCAAAACAAUCCUUACGUAAAUAUUUAUUAGAGAACCCACGAAUCACGCAGGCCUCCGAAGUAGACCCUGUUGUUGAGAGAGUGACUACGCAAGUCGUCGCUGGCUCUAUGACUCGCAUUGACUUUCACUUCCAGGCAUCGGGUACAGAUUCGCAACAAGAUCAUGUUACUAUGAAGUGCCAUGCAGAAGUCUGGGAACGAAAAUGGCUAAAUUCUAAAGAAAUUACUGUUUCAUGUUCCGAAGUCAAAGCGAAGGUACGCAGAGAUCUGUCCGGAGAAAUAACAGAACAGGAUCCCAAAAACCCUCAUUACAUGGAUUUAGCAGAACAAUCUCUGCGUAAAUAUUUAUUAGACAACCCACAAGGCACCCCGGCCCUCGAAGUUGCUCUGGUAGAAAAAGUUACUACGCAGGGAAAAUCCGGUUCCCCAACUCGUAUUGAUUUUCUCGUUUUGAGCAGAAAUGAUCCUAUUACAAUGUUCUGUAAUUCUGAGGUUUCGGAACAACCUUCGCUUAAUAAAGUGGAUAUUAAAGUGUCGUGUCCCAAAAUCUUCAAGACGUCACUAGCCGGUGGUCAAACGUUACAGGAUCCGUCGAAACCCGAGUAUAAAUUGCUGGCGGUGGAGUCCUUGCAAAAAUAUGUUCGGGAAAGCGAAUAUACUGAUGUUUACGAAGUGACAAGUGUCGACAAGGUGACUUCGCAAGUCGUAGCCGGCUCGCUGACCCGCAUCAAUUUUCAAGCAACCAGUAGCCAAACCGGUAAAGCAAUGAAGUGUCACUCAGCGAUUGUGGAGCAACCGUGGCUAAACGUCAAAAAUGUCAAUGUUUCUUGUUAUAAAGCCGACCAGAGGCAACGCAGAAGUUUGCCCGGAGGAGAAACAGAAAAAGAUCCCAAAGACCCUGCUUAUAUGGAGUUAGCAAAACAAUCCUUACGUAAAUAUUUAUUAGAGAACCCACGAAUCACGCAGGCCUCCGAAGUAGACCCUGUUGUUGAGAGAGUGACUACGCAAGUCGUCGCUGGCUCUAUGACUCGCAUUGACUUUCACUUCCAGGCAUCGGGUACAGAUUCGCAACAAGAUCAUGUUACUAUGAAGUGCCAUGCAGAAGUCUGGGAACGAAAAUGGCUAAAUUCUAAAGAAAUUACUGUUUCAUGUUCCGAAGUCAAAGCGAAGGUACGCAGAGAUCUGUCCGGAGAAAUAACAGAACAGGAUCCCAAAAACCCUCAUUACAUGGAUUUAGCAGAACAAUCUCUGCGUAAAUAUUUAUUAGACAACCCACAAGGCACCCCGGCCCUCGAAGUUGCUCUGGUAGAAAAAGUUACUACGCAGGGCAAGUCCGGUUCCCUGACUCGUAUUGAUUUUCUCGUUUUGAGUAGAAAUGAUCCUAUUACAAUGUUCUGUAAUUCUGAGGUUUCGGAACAACCUUCGCUUAAUAAAGUGGAUAUUAAAGUGUCGUGUCCCAAAAUCUUCAAGACGUCACUAGCCGGUGGUCUAACGUUACAGGAUCCGUCGAAACCCGAGUAUAAAUUGCUGGCGGUGGAGUCCUUGCAAAAAUAUGUUCGGGAAAGCGAAUAUACUGAUGUUUACGAAGUGACAAGUGUCGACAAGGUGACUUCGCAAGUCGUAGCCGGCUCGCUGACCCGCAUCAAUUUUCAAGCAACCAGUAGCCAAACCGGUAAAGCAAUGAAGUGUCACUCAGCGAUUGUGGAGCAACCGUGGCUAAACGUCAAAAAUGUCAAUGUUUCUUGUUAUAAAGCCGACCAGAGGCAACGCAGAAGUUUGCCCGGAGGAGAAACAGAAAAAGAUCCCAAAGACCCUGCUUAUAUGGAGUUAGCAAAACAAUCCUUACGUAAAUAUUUAUUAAGAACCCACGUAUCACGCAGGCCUCCGAAGUAGACCCUGUUGUUGAGAGUGACUACGCAAGUCGUCGCUGGCUCUAUGACUCGCAUUGACUUUCACUUCCAGGCAUCGGGUACAGAUUCGCAACAAGAUCAUGUUACUAUGAAGUGCCAUGCAGAAGUCUGGGAACGAAAAUGGCUAAAUUCUAAAGAAAUUACUGUUUCAUGUUCCGAAGUCAAAGCGAAGGUACGCAGAGAUCUGUCCGGAGAAAUAACAGAACAGGAUCCCAAAAACCCUCAUUACAUGGAUUUAGCAGAACAAUCUCUGCGUAAAUAUUUAUUAGACAACCCACAAGGCACCCCGGCCCUCGAAGUUGCUCUGGUAGAAAAAGUUACUACGCAGGGCAAGUCCGGUUCCCUGACUCGUAUUGAUUUUCUCGUUUUGAGUAGAAAUGAUCCUAUUACAAUGUUCUGUAAUUCUGAGGUUUCGGAACAACCUUCGCUUAAUAAAGUGGAUAUUAAAGUGUCGUGUCCCAAAAUCUUCAAGACGUCACUAGCCGGUGGUCUAACGUUACAGGAUCCGUCGAAACCCGAGUAUAAAUUGCUGGCGGUGGAGUCCUUGCAAAAAUAUGUUCGGGAAAGCGAAUAUACUGAUGUUUACGAAGUGACAAGUGUCGACAAGGUGACUUCGCAAGUCGUAGCCGGCUCGCUGACCCGCAUCAAUUUUCAAGCAACCAGUAGCCAAACCGGUAAAGCAAUGAAGUGUCACUCAGCGAUUGUGGAGCAACCGUGGCUAAACGUCAAAAAUGUCAAUGUUUCUUGUUAUAAAGCCGACCAGAGGCAACGCAGAAGUUUGCCCGGAGGAGAAACAGAAAAAGAUCCCAAAGACCCUGCUUAUAUGGAGUUAGCAAAACAAUCCUUACGUAAAUAUUUAUUAGAGAACCCACGUAUCACGCAGGCCUCCGAAGUAGACCCUGUUGUUGAGAGAGUGACUACGCAAGUCGUCGCUGGCUCUAUGACUCGCAUUGACUUUCACUUCCAGGCAUCGGGUACAGAUUCGCAACAAGAUCAUGUUACUAUGAAGUGCCAUGCAGAAGUUUGGGAACGACCCUGGCUUGAGCCAAAAGCAGAAUUUAGCGUGUCUUGUGCCAAUGCUGAUAAAAGAGUUAAAAGACAUUUGAAAGUUCCGAGUCAUUCAAUGAAACACAAUUCCGUUGCUCUUAAUUAUGAAGUACUAGAUGAUGAAAAAAAUGGUAAUCAGAAAGAAAGAGACCACGUUAGUUCUUUACGAGGGCAUACAGAAGAAGUGAAAGAUCCAAGUCAACCUGAAUAUAAAAUCCUUGCUGAAGAAGCUUUGCGUAAAUAUGAACUAAAAAGUACCGUCUAUCAUAAAGUUGUUGAAGUAAAACGCGUUGUUACUCGUGUGGUUUCUGGUUUAAAAUAUUACAUAAAUUUCAAUGCUGCACCUACCACAUGCUUAUUAAAUGUCACCAGCGCGCGUGCGCGCAGCUGUAAACCUGUUGCUGAUGUAAUUCUGUACUGUCACACUGAAAUUUGGGAUAGGCCAUGGCUAAAACGUAAGAAGAUUGACGUAAAUUGUUAUGCUGAUGAUUCUGAGGACUCUGACAUUGAUUUAUCAUCAAAACCGGCCAAUGCUAAUAAUAACAGUAGUGAAAUAUACCUUAAAUUGGCGGAAGAGGCUUCAGAAAAAUACCUGACGACUUCAAACAGGAAAUACGUUCACAAAGUUACAGAAAUUCUCAGCGGCAGUGAACAAGUCAACAACGGAUCAUUAAUAAGUAUUGUUUUCUCACUUUCACCUACAACAUGUUUAAGAAAUGAUACUACAAAAAAAUCGUGUAACUUAAAGCAACCAUUAGUUGUCUUUCACUGCAGUGCAGAAAUACGGAAUAGCUCUUCGUUAGAACAUGAAAAAGAAAUCGAAGUAACUUGUAAAAAACGUAGUGAAGAGAAAAACAAAAAGGAGAAGCGCGAUAUUGGCACUAGACAUACAAGACAAACUGGUGAUGAUGAUGAUGAAAUAGAUGAAGAAACUACAUUCUACUACGCCGAUCGCGCUAUUCAGCAUAUGAAUGAUAAUUCGAAUUCAAAUAAUUUACACAAAUUGAUAUCUAUACACGGUGUCCAAAGUGGUAUACAAAUGGGUACAGUAACCGUACAAAUGUAUCUUGAAGUCGCUGAAACUUUUUGUUUACGGCAUAAUAGGAGGACAGAUCUCAAGAACUGUGAAGAAAUGAACGGUUUAAAUCACAGAUUGUGUCUGGCUAGACUGUGGCCGUCUCCUGACGAUGAGCUGGUGGUAAGACACGUUACCGUAGUUUGUGACGACGAUGAAAACUUCGAAUCAAUUACCGGUGUGAACAUACCCGAACUCCUGAAGAUGUCCAUUGCAGCCCUUGAGAGGCCUCCUGAAGCUAAAUAUAAAUUGGUUCAUCAGGGCGAGCCACAAGUCAUACCUUCGCUUGAUUCAAAAUUUCCGUUUAAACUUAAUUUCGUUGUUGCCACUACGAACUGUUCCAAAGACGUUAAUCUGGACACAAAUCCCUUCCAGUGUUACAUUAACACAGAGAUACCAGCGAAGUCCUGUCAUUCCUUUAUUUGGCUUGAGACAGCAACUAAAUACAUACGUUACAUCAGCGCUAAAUGUACGCCACUAAACCGUGUCAGGAGGUCUUCUCUGGAUUUGGCUAAUAUGACUAUAGACAAUUCAGACAUCCAAAGGAUGGUACAAGCAUCUCUGGAAAAGUUAGAAAUGACAUCUUUACAUCGGUACAAGCAAAGAGUUCUACAGAUUAACAGUUACUCCACUAAGAUCACUUCUGGGAAAGUUACUACUAUUGAUUUUGAUGUUGGAUACACUUCUUGUUUGAAAUAUGAAUGGGUUGCAAACAUAACUAGUUGUGAUUUCCUUGAGCAUUUACCGCGUAGGCGUUGUGUUGCUCAAAUAUGGGAGAGGCUUUGGAUCAAUAACGGACAGAAUAUUGAUGUCAGUUGUGUAGACGACGAGACACCCCUGGAAGCUCAUAUCGAAUUCGAGAGUGCCGAAAUGGCUAAUGAGUUAGCAAGAGAGGCUUUAAAACAUAUUGAGGCAAAGUAUCCUCAUCCGAACAAACAGAAGGUAGUAAGGAUAUUUUCAUUAGAGAAGCAGGUAGUGGCAGGCAUUCACUACAAAAUGAAAAUUGAAGUCGGUUUCACGGAUUGUGUGGCAUUGAGUGACCAGACCGACUGCAAGUUGCUCAAGGAUCAGAUAAUGAAUAGGUUCUGCCGUGUCAACGUGUGGGUUCGACCGUGGACUGAUCAUCCUCCCAAUUUCCGAGUAUCGUGCGAUUUCCAAGAAGCCACUACUUAUGACUUAUACCACCACGUGCAAGCCGAACAUUUGUUUUAUAACUUUUUGACAACAUACAACCCUAGUUAUGUAAACGACUACUCUCAAAUGCAAAAACGGUUUGAGAUAUUUAAGCAGAAUAUAAAAAAAAUACACGAAUUAAACGUUCAUGAGAAGGGCACUGCUACGUAUGGGGUGACGAGGUUCGCGGAUUUAUCUUAUGAGGAGUUCAGGAGUACAUACAUGGGAUUGAAGACGAAUUUGACAAAUGAGAACCAGGUUCCAAUGAAGAUGGCUGAUAUUCCGGACAUUAAGGUGCCCGUGAACUUCGACUGGCGUGAAUACGACGCAGUGACCGACGUGAAGGACCAGGGCUCCUGCGGCAGCUGCUGGGCGUUCAGUGUUACAGGAAAUAUCGAGGGUCAGUGGAAGAUGCAGUCAGGGAAACUGGUCUCGCUGUCGGAACAGGAGCUGGUGGAUUGUGACAAAAUGGACGACGGCUGCAAUGGUGGAUUGCCAGAUAAUGCUUACAGGGCCAUAGAACAGAUGGGUGGCUUAGAACUGGAGAGCGACUACCCGUACGAGGGUGUGGACGAGAAGUGCGCGUUCAACAAGACCUUGGCCAAGGUCCAGAUCAGCGGCGCCGUCAAUAUUACGAAGAACGAGACUGGCAUGGCCCAGUGGCUGGUGCAUAAUGGACCUAUUUCUAUUGGUAUAAACGCCAACGCGAUGCAGUUCUACAUGGGAGGCAUCUCCCACCCCUGGAAGAUGCUGUGCAACCCCACCAACUUGGACCAUGGUGUUCUCAUUGUAGGAUAUGGCAUCAAAGAUUACCCGCUCUUCCACAAGAAACUACCUUACUGGAUAGUGAAGAACUCCUGGGGCAAGUCCUGGGGAGAACAAGGGUACUACAGAGUCUACCGAGGAGAUGGUACCUGUGGCGUCAACCAGAUGGCAAGCAGCGCUGUCAUAUAGACCAUGGUAUGCACACGGAAAAUUGAACCUUAUUGCUAUGUGCCGAGCGACGAUUUUCCAACGGUAUGAAAUUAUGUACUUAUGAAAAAAAAGUUGAAUUGAAUGUCAGAUGUUUUUAAGUGGUAUUCGAUUUUGACCAUUAAGUCGAUGGUAUAAAGUCUUCCUACUAUAAAAAUCUCGCUCGGUAUCUAUUGAAGGUAUACUUCGGACGCAGGCGACAGUCGCGAGCCACGCUCGACUAUCGCAUGUCUCAGAAAUGGUUUCAUUGUUUGAUAAAUUAUUGAAGCAUUUAUUUCGCGCGGUCUGCUGCCUGGGUCCGAAGAGUACCUUUAAAAUAGCAUAGAUCACUAAAGUAUUGUAGUUUUGCUAGAAAAACAAUUUGCAGGCGUAAUUAAACAUCUGUUUUUGACGUUUAUCACUCCAUCUAUAAAACUUAGAAACAAUAAGAUAGGUUGUAUUCGUCAAUGGGCGAUAAUAUCUUAAAAAAAAAUAACUUGGUGAACAUUAUUUAUUGUUAGCCUCAUCAUCAAAAAAAUUUGAGUUUUAAUAUGUCUAAAUAUAUUUGCUAGUCUGAGUUGUAUUUCUGUGCCAAGUUUCAAUAAAAUCUAUUCAAGAUCUGACAGUCGUUCUGAAAUUGGGUUGUGAAUAUUAUGGGGUCUACACACCAAAGCCGCUGACCCAAAGCUACACACCAAAGCCCGGCGGCUUAGUGCCGGCGGGUUAACCCGGCGGCUUCAGAAUGUCCAAGCCGAACGACUUUGCCGGCGGCAAUGCCGGCGGCACGAUUGCUGCGGCAUGUGGUGUUCUAGUAAUUGUCAAAUACUCUAUGAAAGCCGGCGGGCAACUGACUGAGUGAGUGGAGAGGGAUGCCGUCGGCAUCGGCAUGCUGCCCCGCCGGCUUGCCCGCGCGGGCGCAAGCCGGCGGCAUGAUUGUACAAAAUGGGCGGUGCCGCCGGCGUCAGCGGCUUUGGUGUGUAGACACCUUUAGAAAAAAUAUAUUGAAAAAUAAGCCUUACAGACUUACUAGAGACUUUUUUUUAUUUUAACGCCAUGUUUGUUAUUAAUGUCUCUAAACUGUAAUAAAUAAAGUUUAUUUCCAUCCAUUUAUUUAUUCAUAACUCAGUCAGAGGUAUUGUAAAUACAUAUUCUUAUCUCACAAGUAAUUAAUUUGCAUAUUAAGGUAUUUAUUUUUCCUUAUGCUUACAUAAUACCUAUUUUCCUUGAUUAUAAGCCACUGUUUGAAUCGAAUAAACCGUGAAAUCUUGUAAAAUUGAUUAAACGUUAUUUUCGUGGAAAACACGUUAAAUAUUUUUCUGAAAUGUCACACUUACGUCCGCAUCUAAUCAUUUAGUUUCAAUUAUAUAAGUUUUAAUAAGAAAAUUAUCUAAAAGACGGAAUAAUUAGUUUUUCCUAUUCACCAUGCCUAUUAAUUACUUUAUCAUUAAUUUUAUGACAAUAUUAAUUGUAAGUAGGUAUUGAGUACUCACAUAUCUGGAACAAUUUAUUGGUCUAAAUAUGUUGGUCUUGAUAUUUUUCUUAUGAAAAUAUGAUAAUACUGGAGGCCUUUAAUUUUCUUGUGAUAUAUUAAAAAAAUGACAAUAUGAAUUCCAAUCGCUUAAUACAUAAAAGCAAUAUUUAUAUAAUAUAUAACACAGGUAUAGGAAUUGUCAUCUCAAUGUGGGUACAACUAUUUUGCAGUUCAUUAAAAAUACCAAGGAAAACCGACCACGAGAAUUCACCUUGAAUUGGUUACAUAAUAUAUCAAAUUAAUGUUUAUUAUAUUAGGUAUUAUUAUCUUCCUUAUGUAAAAUAGACAAGUAAAUAUGAACCUAGAAAUAAUGUAUACAUAAUUAUAGGAUAUAAAUUAUAUGAUGUAUUUGCACACACAUUCUAUUCAAUUUUUAUUUAUGGCAAUCCGCGUCGAUGUCAAUGUCGACGAUUCUGCCAAUGACAAGAGAAGUGAGAAGCACGUUAUCACCAGUUAUCUAUUUGACGUUUUAGUACGAUGAGAAGAAUAAUCCCUUUUGACAGUCCGAUAGUUAAAGUUAUAUUUGUUGCUAUAUCAUUUUUGAAUCUCUUGUUAUGAAUCUCCUUGGCUUAUUCUGUCUUUUUCAUUUUAAUUUUAAUUUUUGAUGUAUUGAUAUUUUUCUAUUAUUUUUAGCUAUUAACUAACAAACUACAUAAUAAUAUGGACUUUGUUGCAUUGUUACUAAUCAAGAGACUACUUAGAAGAGAUUAAGAAAUAACAAUAUAUACUCAAUGGCUCACUAAUAAAAUAGGAACUUUAGAUUUCACACUUAUAAUAAUUACUCAUUCUGUUGUGGCAAGCAUUAAUAACCACUCAAUAUAAUAAUGUACCAUGUACUCAUAUGCAUAUAUUUCCUACUUCUCUCUCUUCGUCAAUCAUUUGUAGUUGACAGUGAUAAGACUUACUUAACUAUAAUUAUUAACAACAAUAUCUACUUAAUAUGUAAAUUAAUAAAGUGCCUUGAAAAUAUCUAACCCCAGUAAAAUGCAAAGAUAAGAAGAAAGUGCACGACUGCCCAUCUGCAAGUGUCAGUGUCAUAAGGUUAGAGGCUAAGGGAAUUCCAAGCAAUCGCUAUGUCGCUAUGUCUAACGGCUGGUCCUAAUUAUCUAUCCGUGGACUUACUUACUGAAAAUCUAAAUUUGACAUUAAUUGUGUGUAAUGUAAAAAUUCUAACUCUAUUAAGCUAACCAACUAAUAGUUAGAAUAUUGGAACUGCCUUAAAAGGAACAGCCAAUCAACGAGCCUUAACUAUACAAAAACUGUCAGUGGUAUGGAAUUUUCUCUCUCUUUAGCCUUAUAGUACUCUAUUCUUAUGCCUCUAUCUAUGGUAAAAGGUUUACAUACAUAGUUUUGAUAAAUGUACAUUAAUUGCAUUUCAUGGCAACGCAAGGAAUUCUUUUUGUAUCGGCUUUUACACAUUACUACAUUUUAUAAUAAAAUAAUUCUUGUAAAUUGUUAUAGUUUUAUCAUUGUUGUUAGUCAUUUUGUUCUCAUUUAAUAAUUUGUUCGCAAAUGCCAAUGUUUGUUGAUGAUUUUAUUCUAAAAAUGCAUAAAACGCCACCUAGGUAUUAAGUGAAAUAUUUUGAUAAAUUCACAUUUGCAAACGAAUUUGAUACUUGUGUUUAUUGCAAUAAAGAUAUUUUAUGAA
Helicoverpa armigera (cotton bollworm) is the source of this 15008-nucleotide messenger RNA. RefSeq lists its product as uncharacterized. Lineage: Eukaryota; Metazoa; Arthropoda; Insecta; Lepidoptera; Noctuidae. The record is from RefSeq and is a predicted model, not a curated record. Gene Ontology annotation, molecular function: cysteine-type peptidase activity; cysteine-type endopeptidase inhibitor activity. Gene Ontology annotation, biological process: negative regulation of endopeptidase activity; proteolysis. Gene Ontology annotation, cellular component: extracellular region.